AUGGAUCCAAGACCAUUACCACCAGGUUGGGUAUCUCAAUUUGAUCCUAAUUCAAAUAGUUAUUAUUAUAUUGAUAAAACAACUGGUAUUACUCAAUGGCAUCAUCCAUUAGCGACGCCUUCUUCAAAUACCACAAGUACUACUAGUGGUGUGGGUGGGUUUCCAACAGCUGAUCCAUACCCAGCUCAACCACAACCACAAAAUUUAGAAUAUCCUAUAUCCCCUGCUACUACUUCUAUUAAAUCACCACCAUCAUCAAUUUCUUCUCCUCAAUCUUCUCAUCAAUUUCCUCAGCCAUCAAAUUAUCCACCCACUACUGUUGCUUCUGAAACAUCAAGAAAUUAUCCGCCUCCUCCAACUUCUUCUUCUGAAUCAUUUAAUUAUUAUCAACAAUCACAACAACAAUAUCCACCACCACCACAACAAUAUCCAUCGCCACAACAAUAUCCACCACCACCACAACAAUAUCCACCACCGCCACAACAAUAUCCACCACCACCACAACAAUAUCCACCACCACCACAACAACAAUACCCACCACAACAACAAUACCCACCACCACAACAAUAUCCAGCAUCACAAUAUCCUGCGUCACAAUAUCCUGCGUCACAAUAUCCUGCGUCACAAUAUCCUGGAUCACAAUAUCCUGCACCACAGCAACAAUAUCAUGGCGCCAGUGGUGGCAAAAAAGAUAAACAAGGUAAUAAGCAUGGUGAACAAGAUAAAGGAUUAUUGGGUAAGACUGCUUUGGGUUUAGGUGCAGGUGCUGUGGGUGGUCUCUUGCUUAAUAACGCUAUGAAGCAUCAAUUUGGACAUAAACAUAAACAUAAACAUAAGGGUUGGAAGGGUAAGGGUUGGAAAGGUUGGAAGGGCAAGGGUUGGAAAGGUUGGAAGGGCAAGGGUUGGAAAUAA
Entrophospora candida is the source of this 912-nucleotide messenger RNA. NCBI's taxonomy places the organism in Eukaryota, Fungi, Glomeromycota, Glomeromycetes, Entrophosporales, Entrophosporaceae. The record is from the annotation of a GenBank genome assembly.